GCGCGCUCAGAGCUCGCGCCUGGCAGAAGCGCGCGCGCGGCCGAGGCGGCAAGUUGCUUGCUUGUGUAUCGUGUGACAGCUGCGCGGUGUGUACAAAUAUUGUGUGAAACUGAUCGUGUUUGUGUGGACUAUUGUUAGUGGGGAAUCGAAUUGAUUUUAAUAUCAGAUAGAUUAUAUUCAGUGGUCCUUGUGCAACUACGCCAUGGCUGGAAAGAACUUUUGACAGCGCCAUGUCCAGAUUAAAAAGUAUAAUAUGUCAAAGAAAAAUUCAAAAUUAAAGUUGUAUUAAAUAGUGAAGUGAAAGUGAAGUGCCUAACAAUGGCCGAUUUAUCGUUCGAUAUUUAUGAAAACAUUACAAAUAUGGACCAAAACAUUACGCAUUAUCCGCUCGAGGCCACGGUGCUGGCUGCAGCGUGUGCCUGCAUAUUUAGUGUCGUCGGAGUCGUCGGUAAACUAGAAGACGGAUCACCUGAUGCUGAUGGUAACCUAGUAACGACGGUGGCGCUGCUGAUGCAUCCGAAGUUACGAGGCCAUGUGACCACGAUGUUCGUCCUCUCACUCUGCGUGUCGGACCUCCUCUUCUGUUCCAUCAACCUGCCGCUCACCGCCAACCGAUACAUCAAGCAGAACUGGAGUCUAGGACCCAGUCUCUGUCAGAUGUUCGCCUUCGUCUUCUACGGGAACGAGGCUGUGUCCCUCCUCUCCAUGGUCGCUAUUACUAUAAAUAGAUACACUUUGAUCGCGUACUACGACAUGUACUCGCAGAUAUACACGAGUACAAAGAUCUGGGUACAGCUGCUGCUCAUAUGGCUGGUGUCUUUUGGAUUGAUGGUACCGCCCCUCCUCGGCGUUUGGGGUCAACUAGGGCUGGACCCCAGCACGUUCUCGUGCACGAUCCUCCCCAAAGACGGCAAGUCCCCGAAGAAGUAUCUGUUCGUGUUUGGGUUCGCGCUCCCGUGCGUCGUGAUCAUCGUGUCAUACUCAUGCAUCUACUGGCGGGUGCGGCAGAGCAAGCGGAAGCUGGAGGGACGCAGCAAACUGUCCGGUCAAACUGCCAAAGAGAAAGAAGAGGACUCUCGUCUGACUACGCUGAUGCUGACCAUCUUCCUGUGCUUCCUGGCGUGCUUCCUGCCGCUGAUGAUCAUGAACGUAGCGGACGACGGCAUCACCUACCCCUGGCUGCACAUCAUCGCGUCGAUCCUCGCCUGGGCUUCCAGUGUCAUCAACCCACUCAUCUACGCAGCCACUAACAGACAGUACCGCGCAGCUUACGCUAAUUUACUAAAAUUUUGCAAGAACAGCACCGGCAACAGGCGGACUACUUGGGGCAGCAGGACAAUGGCCAACUCCUCCAACUCACCACAUUACGCAGACAAGAGAAACCACAUGAAGGAUAAACCCGCCAACUUAUGAAUUCACCAAUGUCAUCUGCCGGCCGCUGGCGGAAACUGCGCUUUAGAUUUCAAAUCGACAUGUCAAUGUUGCCCAGUAAAAAAUCGAAAAAUCGUUGUAAAUCCAUUUACAUCCAGAAUACUUAUAUUGUUGUAUUUUUAUCAGUUUUUCUAUUAUGAAUGGGAACUUUGUAUCUAAUUUCCUGUACGUUUUAAGGGUUCAAUAAUUUAAGCAGCGACAUUUAUUUGCAUUAAUUGUCCGCUAGGUUUCGUUAACCCGAUUCUGCAUUUACAUUUUUUAUGAAUCUCAUUAACAGUGCGCCUCCAUACUAGUUCAUUAUAAUUAAAAUAAAGCUGUUCACCUUACCGGAUCUUCAUACCAAAUUAUAAACACAAAAUUACUAAAUAAUAUGUAAUUGGGAAAUACACAAAUCCGCAGACGACACUUUAAAAAUAUUUUUGUAAAUAUUAAUUAUAAAUAAUUGUAUAUAUUAUCAACCAAUGGCGACUACUAUUUACUAGCUUGUAAUGAUGCUUACCAUUUAACUUAACCAAAGUAAAAUAUUACCUUGAUUAUAAUAUAAUGUUUUGUACGAUAAGAGAAUAGAUAUAAAUAAUAUUAUAUAAUAAUAAGAAUGCAUUCCUUUAGGUUUAAACUUAUGUUUAAUUUUGUACGUUCAGUUCUGUAAGAUUGGGUCCAGGCGCUAAAUGUUUGAUUGUAAUUUGGUUUGUCUGCAUCCGCCUCAAGAUAUGACAUUUAUUUGAUGCGAUCAUUCAUUUAUUUUAACAAAUGUUACUAGGUGCCAAGGUGCUUAUUA
Messenger RNA from Spodoptera exigua (beet armyworm), 2209 nucleotides. NCBI's taxonomy places the organism in Eukaryota, Metazoa, Arthropoda, Insecta, Lepidoptera, Noctuidae. The record is from the annotation of a GenBank genome assembly.